Messenger RNA from Hippocampus zosterae (dwarf seahorse), 928 nucleotides. RefSeq lists its product as uncharacterized. The transcript is spliced from 3 exons. NCBI's taxonomy places the organism in Eukaryota, Metazoa, Chordata, Actinopteri, Syngnathiformes, Syngnathidae. The coding region runs from base 1 to 849 and encodes 282 amino acids. The record is from RefSeq and is a predicted model, not a curated record.
AUGGAUUUCAAGCCCGACUUUGUGUUCAUGCCGCCUGGUAUGAAGCAUUUACGGCUGCAGUGCACGGCUCAGGCAACAAAGCUGCCCCAAGCAUACAGCUACCGCCUGCAAGAGAGCGUGGUGAAGGAGGAGGCCGUGGCCCGCGUUGUUCAAGGCGGCGGAGACCCCGAGUGCUGGCAACUGGUGCUCAGCGAGACGACGCUCCAGUUUGGCCAGUACCGGGGCCAAACAUUCAAAUGGCUCCUUGAGAACGAUGUGGGCUACUGUGCCAUGGUCGUGUCUUCCCACCAGAAGGAGCGCGAAAACGGCGACACGUCGCAGUCACCCCUGGCGGCCAAUAAAGAUUCCCUGGCAUCGUACACACACGUCUUCCCGGAGAUGGCCGCUGUCGUGCGGCAUCGGCUGAUGGUCAUGGGAGCACCGUUGGUCAGGGAGCUGGAUGAGCAACUGCUGACAAUGGGACAGUUCCCCAACGAAACCUACCGUUCUCUCUACGAGUCAACUGAUGAGCGUCAUCGAGCGUAUGUUUGUCGUAUGCGCGCAGGGAAAGCUGUUAUGGCGGGCUCCUUCUUCCACACCCUGAACUCCUACAUCGUUGGGAGAGACAAUGAGGCAAAUUACAAAAGGUCUCGUCCAGGUAAACGACUCAUGGGUCGCAACCGCGAGCGCCCCCGACGUUUGCCUGGAGCGCCGAGGAAGAUGCAGUUCAUCAUCUGCCGCAACCGCGAGCACCCCCAUCGUUUGCGUGGAGUGCCGAGGAAGAUGCGAUACGUGCGGUGGUCUGGUCACGAGCAGGAGGAGGGGGAGGAGGAGGUACCGUGCCAGCGGCGAGCCCGACGGCAGCGGUGAUACGCCCGCCAGGUGUACCGUUCGCAGGAGGAAAAGCAGAGCCCUGCAGGACGAGCAGCUACUCGAUGCCAACGAACGA